AUGUCCGAACAAACCAUAACCCUCCACACUUACUUCCGCUCCUCCUGCUCCGCGCGCCUCCGCAUCGCCCUCAACCUAAAAUCCAUCCCCUACACCUCCAUCCCCAUCAACCUACUCAAAAACGAGCAUCACAGUACUCAAAACACAUCUCUGAACCCCUCCGCCAGCGUUCCGACCCUCAUCAUCGAGAAUCCCGAACACACAAACGAUGGAAAAACAAUCGUUAUCCCCCAGUCCCUCGCGGCGCUGGAAUACCUCGAAGAAACCCACCCAACAGCACACCCCCUCCUCCCACCGACUUCCGACCCCACCGGGCGCGCAACAGUCCGCACCCUAGCCAACAUCAUCGCCUGCGACGUGCAGCCGGUCACGAACAUGCGGAUCCUGAAGCGGGUGGCGCCGCUCGGCGUGGACAGGGAGGCAUGGUCGAAGGAAUUAGUUGAGGAUGGGUUCCGGGCGUACGAAGCUAUUGCGGAGAAAACGGCAGGGAGGUAUAGUGUUGGGGAUGAGAUUACCUUGGCGGAUGUGUGUCUUUUGCCUGCUGUUUGGGGGGCAGAGAGAGUGGGUGUGGAUUUGGGCAACUUUCCGGUUAUUAAGGGGGUGAGGGAGAGGUUGGAGGAGGUGGAGGCUGUUAGGAGGGCGCAUUGGAGGAGUCAGGAUGAUACACCGGAGGAGUUUAGGGUUGGUGAUAAGCAGUGA
Messenger RNA from Aspergillus luchuensis, 699 nucleotides. RefSeq names its product maleylacetoacetate isomerase MaiA (gene maiA). Lineage: Eukaryota; Fungi; Ascomycota; Eurotiomycetes; Eurotiales; Aspergillaceae. Gene Ontology annotation, biological process: glutathione metabolic process; L-phenylalanine catabolic process. Bases 1 to 699 code for a protein of 232 amino acids. The transcript has a single exon. Gene Ontology annotation, cellular component: mitochondrion; cytoplasm. The record is from RefSeq and is a predicted model, not a curated record. Gene Ontology annotation, molecular function: maleylacetoacetate isomerase activity; glutathione transferase activity.